UCAAAGGGAACAGUCGGGAUUAUGUACUAUACAAUCAUCCACAUCAGAAGAACUUGGAGCCUUCGUGAGCAGCUUGCCGCCACCCUAGAGCGUGCUGAGAAGGCCGGGCCAUCAAGGCGCAGACUCACGAUGUUUUUGGGCUUUUCAGCAGACUACUACUCAAGCCAAGUCUCAAGAUGACAACUGAGCUGCUACCAGGCUCCCUGCCUGUUCCAAGGCCAAAACAACUUGAGAAUCCAUCAGGCAGCUGGGCAGCGUCAUUCCAUAUCCCCACCCAAGCAAGAAUGCUCAGACACUCACGACGAUCGCAGAGCGAAUCGAUAGGGUUGAAUUUCCGAAGAGGAUGCAAUCAAGUUUUAGUUUGGGGGAAAGACUCACAAAUAAAAACAGGUUCUCGAAAUUGCCAACGAGAGCACACCUUCUCCGAAAUGUCUUGCUGCAUCAAUUUUCCCAAGUUGACAUCUCAUGGAAUGACGGGAAAGAAGGAGAGAAGGUUGUGGGGGAAGCGAAUACCGAACGGGGCAAAUGUGUUCUUCGAAUUUCGAAUUCCGAUAAGGAUUGGUCUGUGCGCACCCAGGAACGAGUUAAGCAAAGUACUUAGAUCCCACCGUGCAGCAGUGCCACGGAAAAGGAUGCACGUCCAAAGAGACGUUCGCUGCUUAACGAUGAAUUUGUGGGGUCAUCCGUUUGAAGCGUGGGAAACCUUCAAGUGGGAGAGUUGCGUUUUGAAGUGAGGGAUAGGAUAGGAUGAGAAGAGAAAUAAUUUACAGUAUUAGAUCCGCCUAUCUGUUCGCA
Messenger RNA from Cantharellus anzutake, 795 nucleotides. RefSeq lists its product as uncharacterized. The transcript has a single exon. The coding region runs from base 177 to 734 and encodes 185 amino acids. The record is from RefSeq and is a predicted model, not a curated record. NCBI's taxonomy places the organism in Eukaryota, Fungi, Basidiomycota, Agaricomycetes, Cantharellales, Hydnaceae.